Molecule: messenger RNA, 564 nt
Organism: Bursaphelenchus xylophilus (pine wood nematode)
Lineage: Eukaryota; Metazoa; Nematoda; Chromadorea; Rhabditida; Aphelenchoididae
Source: the annotation of a GenBank genome assembly
AUGAACCAAAUCAUGUGCUACAAUGACUGCCUCUACAGUUAUCGAGAGGCCGCUGAAUUUAUGAUCUUCUCGGAUAUGGAUGACUUGAUCAUGCCGGAGAAUGGAGAUCUGUUGUCGAAAGCAAGCCUUCUGGAGACGUUUCUCCAAUGGCGGCCGGUUUUGAAUUUGUAUGGGCGACAAGUCAUUUUAGGCUGGGUAAGUGAGCAAGUCCUCUAUUAUGAGUAUAAAAAAUGAAGAUAUACGGGCUACAAGACCUUUGUCGGAUAUAUGUGAUUGCACGAUAAGUUUUAGCCAUCUUAAUGCCACAAAUGGUGAUUUCUGCCGUGAAGGGUGGUCUUGUAACGCUUUUGGGACUCCCCAACUUCCUUUCAUGCCUUUUAGCCACCGUCUACUGCAUUUUUUUGCGUCUCUGACUGCCUCGUUACGAUCGACUUUAGUUGACCUGAAACGUCGUCGACUCCUAUAAUGCAAGGAUUUUCCUGUAUUUCGUCUUUGGGACCAAUAGCCUUAUUUCAGCACCAUCGCUCGACCAGUUCUCGAUUCCACAGCUCUUCAAAAGCCUGA